Paralichthys olivaceus (Japanese flounder) is the source of this 652-nucleotide messenger RNA. Lineage: Eukaryota; Metazoa; Chordata; Actinopteri; Pleuronectiformes; Paralichthyidae. The record is from RefSeq and is a predicted model, not a curated record.
GCACGCCAGUGUGACGCAGCAGCGGGGGGCGUGGCUUGUCUCGCAGCGGAGCAGCGGUUUUUCUCGUCUCGUCUGAAAAAAGUCUGUGUCUGUUCGCCUCAGACGAUGACGUGACCUCGGAGCUGCAGAGCCGUGACCUCGUCAGCUUUGUGAUGGACGACCUCUGGGGCGUGGCUGUGGGCGUUUUCCAGGCGUGGAUGUUCGUGGUGGUUUUCUUCAUCAUGCUGCCCGCCAUGUUCGGCCUCUCGCUGGGCGUCACCAGCGUCUACAUCCAGAUCCUGGUCAAAAUCCUGGAGUGGGCGACGUUACGGAUCCAGAGAGGACGCCAGGAGCAGACCAGCGUCCCCGUGCCUCUGCCCAACGGGAUCAUUGAGCGGGGGGGCGGCUCGAUGGAGGAGGAGAUGGCGCCGCUGCGGAACUCUGGGUCCCUGGUGGGGGCGGAGUUCUCCCUGAUCGACGCCCUCUACUUCUACAAGAAGGGCGUGGAGAGCAUCGUGGACGAUCAGGUGACGCAGCGCUUCUCCUCCGAGGAGCUCGCUUCCUGGAACCUCCUCACACGCACCAACCAGAACUUCCGCUACAUCAGCCUCCGCCUCACCGUCAUCUGGGGCCUCGGCGUCUUCGUACGUUACUGCGUCCUCUUCCCUCUCAG